UAUAAAACGACAAAAAUCGGUCGCUCAUUCUUCAUCAUCGUCGUUACAUUUCCAAGAUUAUUUAAACUUUGAUUCCAAAUUCCAAAAACAAAAAAGAAUUAAAAAAAUCCAUCUCUCUUCUGCUUUCUGUUAGUAUUAUUUUUUCAAUUCAUCUCCUCCACCGCCACGCUCUCCCUCUCUUUGCAUGACAUAAUACUCUUUUUUACUACUAUUAUUAUCAAAAUCAAUCCACAAAUACAUUCUUUCAUUUAAUUUUCUAGAUUUUACUCUUCUUCUGCCAUGGCGAUUCUCGAAACACCGGACCCGCUCACUUCCGCCGCGGCGACUGGCAUCUCCUCCGAUCUUAACCUCUCGCUACGACGGAGGCGAAACUCCGACGGAGCUAUUUCUGAAUUAGCUUCCUCCAAGAUGAAUGAUCCUGUACCGGAAUUUCAAAGUUCUAAGCGUAAUCAUAAUGUAAAAGAGAGUGUAGCUGUUAAUAACAACAGCAAAAAUGAUAAGGAAAAAGCUGAGAAUCAAGAAAAUAAUGGAGGAUCAUCGGAUGUUAAAUUUACGUAUAGACCGUCGGUUCCGGCUCAUCGGUCUCUUAAAGAGAGUCCGCUCAGCUCCGAUUUAAUAUUUAGACAAAGUCAUGCAGGUCUCUUCAACUUAUGUAUAGUAGUGCUUGUUGCUGUGAACGGCAGGCUUAUCAUUGAGAAUUUAAUGAAGUAUGGAUGGUUAAUAAGGACCGGGUUUUGGUUUAGUUCGAGGUCACUGAGAGAUUGGCCUCUGUUUAUGUGCUGUCUGUCUCUCCCAGUGUUCCCACUUGCUGCCUUUCUUGUUGAGAAGUUGGCAUAUCGAAAAUGUAUAUCCGCAUCUAUUGCUAUUUUCUAUCAUGUGCUCAUCACUUCAGCGGCCAUUUUAUACCCAGUUUUUGUAAUUCUCAGUUGUGAAUCUGCCGUCUUAUCUGGUGUCACGUUAAUGCUCUUUGCUUGUAUCGUGUGGUUAAAAUUGGUAUCUUAUGCACAUACAAACUAUGAUAUGAGAGCAAUUUCCGACUCUAUUGAUAAGGGAGAUGCUUCUAAUGGUUUCAGUCCCGAGUAUGCUCAUGAUCUGAGCUUCAAGAGUUUGGUCUACUUUAUGGUUGCUCCCACAUUAUGUUACCAGCCAAGUUAUCCUCGCACGGCAUAUAUUCGAAAGGGUUGGGUCUUCCGUCAAUUUGUCAAACUAAUAAUAUUUACAGGAUUCAUGGGGUUCAUUGUAGAACAAUAUAUCAAUCCUAUCGUCCAGAAUUCGCAACACCCAUUAAAAGGGGAUCUCUUAUAUGCCAUUGAGAGGGUUUUGAAGCUCUCAGUACCGAACUUAUAUGUUUGGCUUUGCAUGUUCUAUUGCUUUUUUCAUCUAUGGCUAAAUAUACUUGCUGAGCUCCUUUGUUUCGGUGAUCGUGAGUUUUAUAAAGAUUGGUGGAAUGCAAAAACGGUUGAGGAGUAUUGGAGGAUGUGGAAUAUGCCUGUUCAUAAGUGGAUGGUUCGCCAUGUCUACUUCCCAUGCCUACGCCAUAACAUACCAAAGGGGAUAGCCUUAGUUAUUGCUUUCAUGGUUUCAGCUGUAUUUCAUGAGCUGUGCAUUGCGGUUCCUUGCCACAUAUUUAAACUUUGGGCUGCAUUUGGAAUUAUGUUCCAGAUACCUUUGGUCUUGAUUACUAGCUAUCUUCAAAAGAAGUUUAGAAGCUCAAUGGUGGGAAAUAUGAUAUUCUGGUUCUUUUUCUGCAUUCUUGGCCAACCAAUGUGUUUACUCUUGUAUUACCAUGACCUAAUGAAUCGCAAAGGCAAUACUGAAUCAAGAUGAAACUAACCCAUGGCAACAGAGGUCAGUCUACUUAUUGAUACGCUCAGUUACAGUGGCAACAGAGGUCAGUCUACUUAUUGAUACGCUCGGUUACAGUUGCUUCAAUAUAUUGUGUUCAAGAUUCAUCUGCUGUUGUCAUGAGUCGCGGCACUGCUGAUCUUGUUACACAACCCAUCAACUGGGUGCUUCAAUUGGUUGGUUCAGUAUAUAUGCAAAAUUUUGGAAGUAUAAAUCAUGGCAGAGAGUAGCGCCAUGCUGUAGCAUCAUCUCGCAGAGAUGGUUAACUAUGAGUGCAAAGUUGUACAUGUGUUUUUGUGUAUGAUUUAUCUUUCUUGAAUCCUAUCAAAUGGUUGUGCAAUUGCAUAUCUCUUGGUUUUGACUAUUAAAUAAGUGGAAAGGCUUGCUGGUCUUUUGUUGGGUGCA
Molecule: messenger RNA, 2250 nt
Organism: Mercurialis annua (annual mercury)
Lineage: Eukaryota; Viridiplantae; Streptophyta; Magnoliopsida; Malpighiales; Euphorbiaceae
Product: diacylglycerol O-acyltransferase 1A
Exons: 16
Coding region: 280-1827 (515 amino acids)
Biological process (GO): triglyceride biosynthetic process
Cellular component (GO): chloroplast envelope; endoplasmic reticulum membrane
Molecular function (GO): diacylglycerol O-acyltransferase activity
Source: RefSeq, a predicted model, not a curated record